Molecule: messenger RNA, 3874 nt
Organism: Dalotia coriaria
Lineage: Eukaryota; Metazoa; Arthropoda; Insecta; Coleoptera; Staphylinidae
Product: transcription elongation regulator 1
Exons: 11
Coding region: 201-3686 (1161 amino acids)
Cellular component (GO): nucleus
Molecular function (GO): transcription coregulator activity; RNA polymerase binding
Source: RefSeq, a predicted model, not a curated record
AUUGUAGACAAUUUUCAAUCGACCGCAAGCGUGUGUGAGCGUGCAGAGCCAUUUUGUAUUGUUUGUCAGUGUUUGUAAGGCAAGAGACACUUCUUGUGCUCGUUUCGCUCGGUUUACACAACAAUUACGCGAUCGAUGAUGUAAAUCGUGUGGCAAGAGUGAAAACAAUCAAAUAAUUUGUGCAAUUUAACCACCUAGAGAUGGCUGCGGAAGACGAGACGAUGGAGUUUGACGAGAGCAGCGCGUUAGAACCGGCGGCUGCGGUGGUGGUCCCGGCGGUGGCUGGCGACGAAUUUGCCGAAGAUGCGUCGGCUCUACUGCCUGUUGGUGGCGUUAUUUCAUCUGGAAGCGGCUUUGAGAAUGAUAUUGAUAUGGAUGAAGAAUUCCGUGGUCGUGGACGAGGUUUUAGAAAUUGGAGUGGCCCUGGUUCUGGACCGGCGUCUGGACAGCAGGUGCCUCGUGGAGAUAGCCCACGGUUUAGAGGUCGAGGUUAUGGGCCUGGUGGACCGCCAAGUUUCCGAGGACGAGGCGGGCCGCCACCAAUGUUUGGACGUGGUGGUCCAAGAAAUGGCAAUUUUAAUGGACCGCCUAGUUUCAACGGUCCCAAUGGUCCAAAUUGGGGUCCACCUGGGCAAAUGAAUGCACCACCUAAUAUGAUGGGUGGGCCUGGACCUAAUUUUGCACCUCCAGGAUUAUUGGGUGGUCCUCCUAAUAUGACUGGUGGGCCUCCUCCUCUUAUGGGCAGUAAUCAAUUUCCUCCAGGUGCACAGCAACCACCUCCAAUUGAUGUCAAUGCUGAAAUUUGGGUGGAGACAAAAUCACCUGAUGGAAAGCCUUAUUAUUAUAAUGCCAGAACAAGGGAAACAACAUGGACAAAACCUGAAGGUCCCAGUGUUAAGGUAAUACUGCAAGAUCAAGUUGAGGCAAUGGCCCAGGCUGCAACCGGUACUCAAAUGGCGCCAGGUACAACUACAGCUGCGCAGGCAGCGCUUGCUCAAGCAAACAUUACCAAUAAACCAGAAGGUGAUGAUGAACCAGACAAACAACCGAAUGGAAUGCAGGGCAUGAUGCAGGGUCCUCCACCCGGCAUGGCACGUUUCCCAGUUCCAGGACAAUUUGGUGGUCCGCCGUUUGGCAUGCCACCUCCAGGAUUCCAGGGAAAUUGGGCUGCAGGUGCUGCUCCAUGGGGCGCUGCACCACCGGGUCCGGCGCCAUGGGGAAUUGCCCCAGGUUUAAUGCCAGGUAUGUCUCCUCUUGCCGCCAUCGACGAAGCGGCUAUUAUGUCGAAGGUAGAUCCGGAGAUUCUCGCCAAAGGAACGGAAUGGACUGAGCACAAGGCGCCUGAUGGUCGUGUCUAUUACUACAAUGCCAAAAAGGGUGAAUCUGUUUGGGAGAAGCCACAAGAGAUGAAAGAUUUGGAGACUGCCAAGCUGGCCGCUGCUCAGGGUAUUUCGACACGGCCGAUUGAAGGUCUUGGUGAGGACGGCGCAGGUAAGCAGGAACAGGUAAAUGGCGAACUUGCUUCCGCACAGGAUGCCCAGAAGGAUGACGAGCCUGCUGCCAAGGAGGUUGAGGAGGGAAGCAAGAAGGCUGACGAGGAAAAGGCGAAGGAGACUAAGGUGCAGGACAAGUCACGACCAGUAUCUAGUACUCCUGUUCCUGGCACACCAUGGUGUGUUGUUUGGACCGGCGAUGGCCGAGUAUUCUUUUACAACCCGUCGUCAAGAACGUCGGUUUGGGAGCGACCUGAUGAUCUAUUGAAUCGUUCGGAUGUCGACAAAAUGGUCGCCAAUCCACCGGACGCGAUUUCACCUGCCCCAUCAAAGGAAAAGGAAACGCCAAAAGCCGGGUCGACGAAACGCGGAGGCAGCGACGAGAGCGAUUCGGAGGAAGAGGAGAUUCCAACUAAAAAAUCAAAAACAGAUGAAACUGGUACAAAUGGAACAACGUCAAGCGCGACACCGCCCACGGCCAAGAAAAUUGAUAUAGGUAAAGAGGCGGCAAUGGAGGCGGAAGUGCGCGCCGCUAAAGAACGCGCCGUAAUUCCGCUAGACACACGCAUCAAAUCGUUCAAAGAAAUGUUGGCCGAAAAAGAAGUUUCUGCUUUCAGCACGUGGGAGAAGGAGCUGCAUAAAAUCGUGUUCGACCAUCGUUAUCUGCUGUUGACGUCGAAAGAGCGUAAGCAGGUAUUCGAAAAGUACGUUAAAGAACGUGCCGAGGAUGAGCGCCGCGAAAAGCGCAAUAAGUUACGCGAACGCAAGGACGCAUUCAAGAAGUUACUGAGCGAGACUCAUCUACAUGGCAAAUCGUCAUUUAGCGACUUUGCGCAGAAAUACGCGAAGGACGAACGCUUCAAGGGUGUUGAAAAGAUGCGCGAGCGAGAAAGUUUGUUUAACGAAUAUCUCAUCGACGUGCGGAGACGUGAGAAAGAAGAAAAAUCGCAGCGGCGUGAAACGAUAAAGAAAGACUUCUUCGCGAUGCUGCGCGAGAACACUGACCUCGACAGACAUGCACGCUGGUCGGAAGUGAAGAAAAAGUUUGAUAGCGAUGCGCGUUACAAGGCUGUUGAUUCCAGCGGACAGCGCGAGGACUGGUGGCGUGAGUAUUGUAAAAUCCUCAAGGAGGAAAAGAAGCGCGCCAAGGAAAAGGACCGUGAACACAAGAAAGACAAGGAGAAGCACAAAAAGAAGGAUAAGGAUCGCGAUGAAAAGCGCGAACGCAGGAAGAGCGACAAUCACAAGGACGAAGCAUUGGUUGAUGUUGAUAUGGAAAGCAACAAGACUUCAGAAAAGCCUGACGAGUCCGAUGAUAAAAGCAACACUGAUAAAGAUAAAGACAAGGUGAAAGGCAAAGAUUCUAAAGAGGAAGGUGACGGUGAAGGCGACGUUGAUGGUGAUGGUGACGGUGAAGGUAAUACUUCGGAAGUCGAUGAAGAGAACGAAGCUGCGAAGGAAAAGGAAAAAGAAAAGGAACGGCAGGCGCGCGCAGAAGUAAGCAUGAGGGAACGAGAGAAAGAAGUCCAACGGACGUUGGCGACACACAUGCGUGAUAGAGAUAAAGAACGCGAGCAGCAUAAGCGCGAUGAAGCGAUUCAGCAUUUCAACGCAUUACUUGCGGAUUUAGUGAGAAGCGCCGAACUUGGCUGGCGGGAGGUCAAGCGCAUACUGCGCAAAGACCAGCGAUGGGAUCUGGCGGACACAUUAUCGCGCGAUGAAAAGGAAAAACUGUUUAGUGAUCAUAUUGAAACCAUUGUGCGGAAGAAACGAGAGAAGUUUAGGGAAUUAUUGGAUGAGACGCAGGAGGUCUCACUGACAAGUACCUGGAAGGAAAUAAAGAAAGUAAUCAAGGAAGAUCCAAGAUAUACGAAGUUUGCUUCCAGUGAAAGGUGUGAACGAGAGUUCAAGGACUACUUGAAAGAUAAAUUAAUUACUGCCAAAGGACAAUUUAAAGAAUUAUUGCAAGAAACAAAAUUAAUCACACACAAAUCCCUCUCGACACUUCGUGAAAAUCAAGCCCACAUGUCGGAGAUUGAAGAAAUUCUAAAGAAUGACAAGCGUUACCUGGUGUUGGACUUUAUUCCGCAGGAGCGCACCCAGCUGAUUCUCAACUAUUUGGAAGAGUUGGACCGGCGUGGACCUCCGCCACCUCCAACUGCAAGCGAACCUAGUCGACGGUCCAUGAAGUAAACUAGUACUACUAGACUAAUUGAUAUAAUUUAAAUUAAUUCUUAGGCUUCACUUCCAACUGUUAUUAUCGUGUGCUCAUGCUGAGCAGCUAUUGAUUGUAAUUAUUUUUUAAAUUUAUUGAUUGAAUGACUAUAUUAUGACUUUCACAUUUUUAUUUGUAAAAAUAACAAUAUAACGAAGAACAACAA